Molecule: messenger RNA, 339 nt
Organism: Symbiodinium natans
Lineage: Eukaryota; Dinophyceae; Suessiales; Symbiodiniaceae
Source: the annotation of a GenBank genome assembly
AUGCUGCGUCUGGGGAGCAGAGCUGGCAUUGUCCGAGCUGCUGGAUAUUCCCAAGCCGGAGGAGUUGCUGUUGCCGAUAGCGAGCUUCCAGUCAUCAUCGUCGAUGAAGCCAACACAGCGUCCCCGACAAGGAAUGGCAAUGGUGAGAACACCGCCAAGCGAGAAGCUGCCCCCAAUGCUCUCCAGCUCUUGGUUGCACUGACAAAGCAGGAUCGCAAGGUCGGCGUGAUUCCGGUCGCCUCUACACCUUUCCACUGGGUCUGCAAAACCUUGGCUUCAACAAGUUUGACGCCCUCAAGUCGAACGUGGUUCCGGAGGUCGAAAAUGAGACCAUGCUGA